AUGGAGAACGUCACCACAGUGGAUGAGUUUCUUCUGCUGGAACUGACUUCCAAUCGGGAGCUGCAACCGAUCAUCUUCAUGACCCUCUUGGUUGUGUACAUUAUAGAUCUGUUUGGAAAUGGGUCCAUAUUAGUGGUCGUCACCUCAGAGCCAAGACUCUACUCUCCCAUGUAUUUUUUCCUGGGAAAUCUUUCUUGUCUGGAUAUCUGCUAUUCUUCAGUGACACUGCCCAUGCUAAUGGCAAACCUCUUCUCCCCUCACAAGGCCAUUUCCUUCCUAAGCUGCAUCAGUCAGCUCCACUUCUUCCACUUUCUGGGCUGCACCGAGGCCCUUUUGCUGGCCGUGAUGGGCUUUGACCGAUUCGUGGCCAUCUGCUACCCGCUUCGCUAUGCUGUGAUCAUGAACCUCCGGGUGUGUAUUCUCUUGGCAGCUGUGGCCUGGAUCACCAGCUUCUUUUAUGCUCUGAUGCAUUCCGUCAUGACCGCACGCCUGAACUUUUGCCACUCUCUGAAACUCAGCUACUUCUUCUGUGAUGUGAAGCCCCUCUUAGAGUUGGCCUGUGGUGACAUUCGGCUCAAUCGAUGGCUCAUUUUUAUUGUCACGGGCAGCUUAUCUAUGGCAGCGUGUUUUCUCACUCUCCUCUCCUACUUCUACAUCAUCACCUUUCUUCUCCUCAAGCACCGGUCCUGCCACAUGCUCCGCAAGGCUCUGUCCACUUGUGCCUCCCAUUUCAUGGUGGUGUCUCUCUUCUAUGGAACUGUGGGGCUCACAUACAUCCCCCCUGCCUCUGCCACCUCUGUAUCACAGGGACGGUACGUGGCUGUCAUACACACCACUGUGACUUCAGUGCUGAAUCCACUGAUAUACACCCUUAGGAAUAAGGAAGUGAAGUUGGCUCUGAGGAGAGUCUUUGGGAGGAAAUGGGAGCUGUCUGUCUAAAGAAAAUCGCUGGCAA
This is a messenger RNA of Phacochoerus africanus (Common warthog), 955 nucleotides long. Its product is annotated as olfactory receptor 12D3-like. The coding region runs from base 1 to 939 and encodes 312 amino acids. NCBI's taxonomy places the organism in Eukaryota, Metazoa, Chordata, Mammalia, Artiodactyla, Suidae. Gene Ontology annotation, biological process: G protein-coupled receptor signaling pathway. Gene Ontology annotation, cellular component: membrane. The transcript has a single exon. The record is from RefSeq and is a predicted model, not a curated record. Gene Ontology annotation, molecular function: olfactory receptor activity; G protein-coupled receptor activity.